AUGAUUGGAGCCAACGUUCCGUCGGCAUCGAUGCCUCUAGAAAUCAAAGCUGGUGACAUCGAGGAACCAUAUGCUAUCCGCUCAAGGCUAGGUUGGCUCGUGUAUGGUAUACAAGCUCAAGAGCAAGCAGAUAUUCACAAAGUCUGUUUUUGUAAACAGGAGGAAGUUUCCAUCAUUCCUAGACAAGAGGAAUUAGAACGGAAAUUCAAGGACUUCUGCAAUAUGGAAUUUACAGAGAGACUAAGUGAUCACAGAGGGGGCCUGUCAGUUGACGACAAGAAUUUCUUGGACAUAAUGGAGAAAUCUAUCACUAAGAAAGACAAUCAUUAUCAGAUAGAUCUGCCCUUAAAGCAGAGAGAUGUGGCUAUGCCUAACAACAAGGACCAAGCUGAAAGAUUUCUGGAAAGACAAGGACAGAAGUUAUCAAAGAACAAGGAAAUCCAUGAACAGUACACCACAUUCAUGAAUGAUCUGGAAAAGCAAGGCUAUGCAGAGAAGGUUCCAGAAGCAGACUUGGACAGACAUGAUGGGAAGGUAUGGUAUAUCCCUCACCAUGGGGUGUAUCAUCCCCAAAAGCCAGGAAAGAUUAGAGUAGACUUCAAUUGUCCUAUCAGCUACAAAGGAAAGUCUCUUAAUCAGGAACUCCUACAAGGACCAGAUCUAACCAACAGAUUACUUGGUGUUCUCCUCAGGUGGAGGAAAGAGAAAGUGGCUAUAAUGGCAGAUAUACAGUCUAUGUUCUAUCAGGUGAAAGUUACACCAGACCAAUGCGACAUGCUGCGUUACUUGUGGUGGCCUAAGGGGGAUAUCUUCAAAGAGCCAGUAGCAUACAGAAAGCUAGUCCAUCUUUUUGGGGCUACAUCUUCUCCCAGUUGUUCGAAUUAUGCCCUGAAAAGAACAGCAAAGGACAAUGAAGGUUGUGCAAAGGAAGAAGUCCUAGAUGCCGUACAGAAAGACUUUUACGUUGAUGAUUUUCUGAAGUCAGUAUCAACACCCCAAGAAGGCAUUGAUCUAGCUGAAUCAUUAAGACAAUUAGUGUUGUCCAAGGGAGGCUUCAAGUUAACCAAAUGGUCAAGCAACAGACGAGAGGUCUUAGAUUCCAUUCCAAAGGAGGAACAUGCCGUUGAAUUGAAGGAUUUGGACUUACAAAGGGAAGUUCUUCCAACUGAACGAGCUCUUGGUGUGAGAUGGGAUCCAGAAAAUGACCAGUUAGGCUUCAAACUGAAAGAAAUGUCAAGAAAGGCUACUCGCCGAAACAUCCUAUCAGUAAUGAGCUCAGUCUAUGAUCCCUUCGGGCUAGCAGCACCAUUCGUUCUGAAGGCUAAGAUAAUUCUGCAAGAAUUGUGCCAAGCUAAAUUGGACUGGGACCAGUCAAUCCCUGAAAAGCAGAAAAUGGACUGGGAACUUGGAUGA
This is a messenger RNA of Strongylocentrotus purpuratus (purple sea urchin), 1413 nucleotides long. RefSeq lists its product as uncharacterized. The record is from RefSeq and is a predicted model, not a curated record. NCBI's taxonomy places the organism in Eukaryota, Metazoa, Echinodermata, Echinoidea, Camarodonta, Strongylocentrotidae. The transcript has a single exon. The coding region runs from base 1 to 1413 and encodes 470 amino acids.